AGCUGCACUGAAAUCCAUUUGUACGAUGACUCUGAAAGCACAGCGGCUGACAUGUUUCCCUCGUUACCGCUCACAAAGCAGGUAGUCGAGGCUUACUGUUUGCGGCGAUGGGGCGUAACGCGUGCCGACAACCAGCUAUCCACCUUCUACAGUGAUGAUAUCUGGCACUCAACUUCGAAUAUCAUAUUUUCUAACGGCGAUCUAGAUCCUUGGAGGAACGGAGGAUCUAGAAGCUUCUAG
Molecule: messenger RNA, 240 nt
Organism: Protopolystoma xenopodis
Lineage: Eukaryota; Metazoa; Platyhelminthes; Monogenea; Polystomatidea; Polystomatidae
Source: the annotation of a GenBank genome assembly